Messenger RNA from Arxiozyma heterogenica, 1170 nucleotides. RefSeq names its product lipoate synthase (gene LIP5). The transcript has a single exon. The record is from RefSeq and is a predicted model, not a curated record. Gene Ontology annotation, molecular function: lipoate synthase activity; 4 iron, 4 sulfur cluster binding. Gene Ontology annotation, cellular component: mitochondrion. Gene Ontology annotation, biological process: lipoate biosynthetic process. Lineage: Eukaryota; Fungi; Ascomycota; Saccharomycetes; Saccharomycetales; Saccharomycetaceae. Bases 1 to 1170 code for a protein of 389 amino acids.
AUGUUAUCACCACCAAAUCAAAUCUCUUUCAUGAUACUUAAAAAUUCCAAAUUGUCCUCCUUAUCAAAAAAAUUACCUUUAAGUAAGUUUUCAUACAGAUAUAUUUCCAGUUCCAAUAAAAAUGAAUUUGAAGAACAGGGUAAGAGAAGUAAAAGAAGAAUCACUAAUUUUAGAGAUUCCUUAAAUUUAGGUCCAAGUUUUCAGGAUUUUCUUAAUGGCAAUGCUACUAAUUUCACAUUCGAUCCUUUAGAAAGAGCAAGACAAAAUAAUGAAAUUGAUAAAUUACCACCAUGGUUAAAAGUUCCUAUUCCAAAGGGUAGAAAUUACACAAAAUUACAUGAUGAUAUUAAGGAUCUCAAAUUGAGUACUGUUUGUCAGGAAGCCAAAUGUCCUAACAUCAGUGAUUGCUGGAGUGGAAAAGAUAAAUCAAAAGCCACGGCUACUAUUAUGUUACUGGGUGAUACUUGUACUAGAGGCUGCAGAUUUUGUUCUGUAAAAACAAAUAGAAAUCCAAAAAAACCUGACCUCAUGGAACCAGAAAAUACAGCAGAGGCCGUUGCAAGAUGGGGGUUAGGUUAUGUAGUACUUACCACUGUGGAUAGAGACGAUCUAAUUGAUAGUGGUGCACACCAUUUAGCUGAGACAGUUCAAAAGAUUAAACAAAAGUCAAAUGGAAAAAUACUUGUAGAAGUUCUUUCAGGUGAUUUUAAAGGUGAUAUGGAUAUGGUUGACAUUAUGGCCAAGUCAGGGUUAGAUGUAUAUGCACAUAAUAUGGAAACAGUAGAAGAAUUGACUCCACACGUAAGGGACAGAAGAGCUUCAUAUAGACAGUCCUUAGCUGUGUUGAAAAGGGCAAAGGAGACUGUACCAUCAUUAAUUACAAAAACAUCUCUCAUGUUGGGCUUUGGCGAGAGUGAUGAACAAAUAUUGCAAACUUUAAAAGAUCUAAGAGCAAUUGAUUGUGAUGUCGUAACAUUUGGACAAUAUAUGAGACCUACGAAGAAACAUAUGAAAGUUGUAGAAUAUAUUCACCCCGAUAAAUUUGACUAUUGGAAAGAUAUAGCUAUGAGUAUGGGUUUCAAAUAUUGUGCAUCUGGUCCUUUAGUUAGAUCAUCUUAUAAAGCUGGUGAAUCAUUUAUAGAAAAUAUCUUGAGAAAGAGGAACGUAUAA